This is a messenger RNA of Oikopleura dioica, 1071 nucleotides long. NCBI's taxonomy places the organism in Eukaryota, Metazoa, Chordata, Appendicularia, Copelata, Oikopleuridae. The record is from the annotation of a GenBank genome assembly.
AUGGAGCGAUUCGCAACCCGGCGAAUGUUCAAAUCCGAUGAAUCGUUCAAGGCCAAAAAUUAUUUUUUCAUACUCGGAUCUGACUCUGAUGGAUCUGCUUUUAGAGACGACAGUUUUCUCCGCGAAGAAGCUGAAAAAUAUCAAGACAUUGUCAUUGCCGAUUUCGUCGACACUUACAACAACCUUCCGACCAAAACUCAGAGCAUGUAUGAUUUCGCUACGACUUACUGUAGCGAUUCUGUUCUCUAUUUCGUCUUUCACGAUUCGGAUACAAUCAUCGACAGUCGCGAACUAGAGCAUCGAAUGACCAAAAAAGUCAGCUGGGAAAGAUUGAGCACAUCGUCUAAGAGGACGAUAACAGGUCUCUCAUCUCUCAAGGACAAUUUGGAUGUAAAGACAGAUUUCCAAAUUCCUUUCCUGAGAAAUAUUUCGGAAGAAGAAGACGGCCAUGGAGUUGUUCACGAAGCUUUGGGAAACGAGAAGGGCCAAAUCUUCUGUCUAAGGCCGACAGGAUGGAAUCACAACGCGAAAAACACGGAAAAAUACAACAUCACGCAAUCAGAAUACCCACCCUUAUUUCGUCUUCCCGAGUACUGUAAUGGCCAGGGAGCGAUUUUAAACAGAAUUGCUCUCGAAAAAAUCCACCAAGUUUCGAAAGUUACCGAAAUGGGCAGCUUCAGAAUCGAAGACAUUUACUUCACUGGCAUUUUGCGGGCCAAAGCGGGUAUUCAAGUGCCGGAGCGAGUUUUGAGCUUUGACUCGGAGAAGAUUUCUUCAAGAGGAAAUUUGAUGCAUACGUUGCUGCUCUUUGCAAAGCAUAAUUCAAAAGAUGCAUUUAGUGGAACUAGCCCUGUUCUUCAAGACGAUAAACUCAUUUACGCAGCCGCAUCAGGAUUUUUCCCUCAAGUGCUCAUGAAACGAAAAGCGACAGAAGACUUUGAAACGGACCUCAAAGUCGGAGAUAUCGAAUCAGUUCUUGGAAAUCAACGAGAUGCGCUAGAAAAACGACUUGAGUGGUUCUAUGAGCAAGAGAGAAAGAAUAAAAACUUGCAUCUUAAAAUUCUCGACUGA